GCCAGACCCCCAGCCUCACCACACUGCAAACUCCUCCGCUCCCUGCACAGUCUGAACACCAGGAAUAGUCGUGUCCAGACCGGGGGGUGCGGUGGGCAGAGGGGGAAACGCAUGGUCAUCUGUGGGAUCUUCUACAGAGCGGCGAGCAGACGAUUCUGAUACCACCGCCUGACUGAUACCACCGCCUGACUGGGCAUACACCGCACCUGGGAUACCACCGCCUGACUGGGCAAACACCGCACCUGGGAUACCACCGCCUGACUGAUACCACCGCCUGACUGAUACCACCGCCUGACUGGGCAUACACCGCACCUGGGAUACCACCGUCGGACAGAUACCACCGCCUAACUGGGCAUACACCACACCUGGGAUACCACCGUCGGACAGAUACCACCGCCUAACUGGGCAUACACCACACCUGGGAUACCACCGCCUGACUGGGCAUACACCGCACCUGGGAUACCACCGUCUGACUGGGCAUACACCGCACCUGUGAUACCACCGCCUGACUGGGCAUACACCGCACCUGGGAUACCACCGUCUGACAGAUACCACCGCCUAACUGGGCAUACACCGCACCUGGGAUACCACCACCUGACUGGGCAAACACCGCACCCGGGAUACCACCGCCUGACUGGGCAAACACCGCACCUGGAAUACCCCCACCUGACAGAAACCACUGCCUGACUGGGCAAACACCGCACCUGGGAUACCCCCACCUGACAGAUACCACUGCCUGACUGGGCAAACACCGCACCUGGAAUACCCCCACCUGACAGAAACCACUGCCUGACUGGGCAAACACCGCACCUGGGAUACCCCCACCUUACAGAUACCACUGCCUGACUGGGCAUACACCGCACCUGGAAUACCCCCACCUUACAGAUACCACUGCCUGACUGGGCAAACACCGCACCUGGGAUACCCCCACCUGGCAGAUACCACUGCCUGACUGGGCAUACACCCCAGGAAAUACAACCACCUGAUCAUCAGAUUUUUGUGCACUUGUCUAGUGGCAGCUUCCACUGUGGGCACCAUGCUGGGCACCUGGGCACUGUCCCUGCUGCUCCUUACCCUCAUGGGCCGAUCCCUGACUUCCCCGGUCAGCACCUGUGAGGCCAAUGGCAGCGUCUACUAUGUUGGAGAAUGGUACUUCCUGGACUCGGAUCACUGCACCCAGUGUGAGUGCACCCCCGAGGGCCCGGCCUGUGCCAAGACCGAGUGCACUGCUCUGCCACCCGCCUGCAUCCACAUCAGCAACUACCCCACCGACUGCUGCCCCCGCUGUGAGAAGAUCGGCUGCGAAUACAGAGGAGAGACGUAUGAACUGGGGGAGAACUUCAAGCCUUCAGCUUGUGAACAAUGCACUUGUGAAACAGAUGGCAUCGCCCGCUGCCUGGUCGCUGACUGUGCUCCCCCAUCUUGUGUGAACCCAGUGUAUGAGAAGGGACAGUGCUGCCCCCAAUGUAAAGAUGGUCCCAACUGCUAUGCUGACGCCUCCCGGAGCCGCGUAAUUCCCGCUGGUCAGUACGUGUGGGUGGACUCUUGUACCAAGUGUCGCUGUCAUGAUGGGCAGGAUGUCGGCUACUGGGAAGGAAACCGGCUGGCCAAUUGUGAGAAGAUGCAAAACUGCAGCACAGAGGAGGGGCAGAACUCUUAGAGGGUGGGGCAGAACUCCUAGAGGGUGGAGCACUCAGUACAGACCCUGCCCAGACUGCCCCUCCCCUGAUUAGUUAUACUAACAUUUGAGUGUAGCACUGUAUAAACAUGGUGGUUUGUACUUACUUUACAGAUUUGGUGAUGUGUAGAACUGCGGCCAAACACUUUAUACCCCCCCCCCCCCCCCAAAUGUGGAGUCAAGGUGUCAGCAGCUAUAAUCUGUGGGGGGUGGGGCUGACACUUUUUGGGUGGUGACCUGUAUAGGGCAGUUAUAGACUCCUUAUGGGUGGUGACCUGUAUAGGGCAGUUAUAGACUCCUUAUGGGUGGUGACCUGUAUAGGGCAGUUAUAGACUCCUUAUGGGUGGUGACCUGUAUAGGGCAGUUAUAGACUCCUUAUGGGUGGUGACCUGUAUAGGGCAGGGGUGGGACUAAUGCUUUUUGGGUGAUAACCUGCUCAGAGCAAGGACAGAGCUAUAGACUUCUUAUGGGUGGUGACCUCUUUAGAUCAGGGGCAGGGCUAUGGGCUUUUAAUGGGUGGUGGCCUGUUCAGGGGUGGGGAACAGUAGAAACUAUGUUACCAUUAAAUACAAUGUUAUAAUGUAGGAUAGGCCUGACUGACGAUGCCAGGACAUCUGUGAUUGGUUCCGUAGGAUCUCGGCCCUGGAUAUAUAUAUAUCGGCUCCCCUGUUUGGUAUAUAUUGGGAUUCUGAGAGCAGACUGUAGAUACCUCCCCCAGGUCUUGGUGGAAGCCCCCUUUACUAAUGGAGGACAUGACGCCUUGUGUUAUGAUUAGACUAACAUUGACCUCGUGUUCUGACAGCGCAGGCGAUGGCGCUGGAAGCAGAACACGUCAGGAUGACAUUAAACGUUUCUUCCGUU
Molecule: messenger RNA, 2539 nt
Organism: Hyla sarda
Lineage: Eukaryota; Metazoa; Chordata; Amphibia; Anura; Hylidae
Product: von Willebrand factor C domain-containing protein 2-like
Exons: 3
Coding region: 1037-1660 (207 amino acids)
Biological process (GO): negative regulation of BMP signaling pathway
Cellular component (GO): AMPA glutamate receptor complex
Molecular function (GO): protein binding
Source: RefSeq, a predicted model, not a curated record